This is a messenger RNA of Helianthus annuus (common sunflower), 1842 nucleotides long. RefSeq names its product heat shock cognate 70 kDa protein. Gene Ontology annotation, biological process: cellular response to unfolded protein; protein refolding. The transcript is spliced from 5 exons. NCBI's taxonomy places the organism in Eukaryota, Viridiplantae, Streptophyta, Magnoliopsida, Asterales, Asteraceae. Gene Ontology annotation, molecular function: ATP-dependent protein folding chaperone; misfolded protein binding; ATP binding. Gene Ontology annotation, cellular component: cytoplasm. The record is from RefSeq and is a predicted model, not a curated record. The coding region runs from base 1 to 1842 and encodes 613 amino acids.
AUGCGAAGCCGAAACGUGACAGAAUUCAUGGUUGUGUUUGUGCCUGAAGUUGAUAAGAGCGAGUUGUAUGAUGUCGUCCUCCCCAAGGUCACCACCUGCAUUUUCCACCACGGUGUGAACCGUCUCGAAUCUUUCGCAAUUCAACCUGAAAACCCUAAAACAAGAAGAAAGCGAGUCCACUAUUCGGGUGGUCUCACCCCAAUGAAAGCAAAAGUGUUGAAAAAUUCUCCCCCAAAACGGACCGCUCGAGCGGUUACGCGGCGUGUAGUGGCUCAAGGCUUUGGCCCACGACUCGCACAAUGCGAUAUCCUCUUUUUCGGUCCAAUGAAUGCUACGUAUUUGAAAAUGUCAAGCGUUACAACACCAGUAGGUAUUGAUCUUGGAACAACGUACUCAUGUGUUGCAGCCUGGUUUGAUCAACACGACCGUGUUGAGAUCUUCCCUAAGGAACAAGGUUACAUGAUUACUCCAUCGUAUGUGGCUUCUAACGGCAGAGACCUUUUAGUAGGUGAGAGUGCUAAAAACCAAGUCACCAGAAAUCCCACUCGAACUGUUUUUGAUGUUAAGCGUUUAAUGGGAAGCAGAUUCAGUGAUACCAGAUUGCAGCAAGACAUACAAUCAUGGCAUUUUAAGGUAAUCAAAGGAUCUAAUGAUAAGCCGGUAAUUGUACUUGAACACAUGGGUGUAGACAUGGAGUUUUCACCUGAAGAAAUAUCUUCCAUGAUUCUAAAGAAGUUGAAAGAGGCUGCGGAGGCAUUCCUACGAACCACUGUUAGAGAUGCAGUGAUUACCGUUCCUGCAUAUUUCAGUGACAAGCAACGACAAGCAACAAAGGUUGCUGGUACACUGGCUGGCCUCAACGUUAUGCGCUUGAUCAAUGAGCCCACAGCAGCUGCAAUUGCCUAUGGUCUAGACAAGUUUUCCGACCCAGACCACCCAAAUCAGAAGAACGUUUUCAUAUUUGAUUUGGGUGGAGGGACAUUUGACGUGUCACUUCUCACUAUUAGUAAGGACGGAACCAUACGUGUUAAAGCAGUGGGGGGUGACACUCAUUUGGGUGGAGAAGAUUUUGACAAAACAAUGGUUGAUUAUUGUGUACAAGUAUUUAAGAAAAGGCAAAACAAGGAUAUCAGUGAAAAUGCAAGAGCAAUGGCGAGAUUGAAAGUUGCAUAUUGCUUGUAUGAUGGGAUUGAUUUUUCAUUAAAGGUUACUCGGGUGAAGUUUGAGAAGCUAAAUGCUUGUUUUUUUAACAAGUUUAUCGAGCAUGUGGAAAAUUGUUUAAGGGAUGCGAAAAUGCAAAAAAAUAAUGUUGAUGAUAUAGUCCUUGUUGGUGGGUCAACAAGGAUUCCCAAAAAUAUUAAAGCGGAUGAAGCUGUUGCUUAUGGUGCGGCAUUGUUGGGUGCAAAGUUAAGAGGGAACAACACUAAAGUUGUGAAUGAUUUGAUACUUCUAGAUGUCACUCCUUUAUCCCUUGGUGUCAAAGAGUAUGGAGGACGUAUGAAUGUCCUAAUCCCAAGGAACACACCAAUACCCACAACGAUGGAAAAACUUGCUGUAACAGUGUUCGACAACCAAGUAGGAAUGCAAGUAUCAGUGUUUCAGGGUGAGUACGAUGAAGUGGAAGACAACAUCUUCCUUGGUGAAUUCAUUAUUCAUGGCGUUCCACCAGCCCCUCCAGGUAAGGAAAGAUUGAAGGUUUGCUUUAGCAUAGAUGCCAAUGGUAUUCUUGAUGUCUCAGGUGAGUUGGUAUCUACGGGUGAUAAAAAGAAUCUAGUGAUAACUGAGAGUGGAAGUUUGUCUGGCUAUGACAUUGAGAGGAUGUUGAACACGGUUGAGCUAUGA